Scleropages formosus (Asian bonytongue) is the source of this 3214-nucleotide messenger RNA. It is a transcript of the gene foxo3a, whose product is annotated as forkhead box O3A. The record is from RefSeq and is a predicted model, not a curated record. Gene Ontology annotation, molecular function: RNA polymerase II cis-regulatory region sequence-specific DNA binding; DNA-binding transcription factor activity, RNA polymerase II-specific. Lineage: Eukaryota; Metazoa; Chordata; Actinopteri; Osteoglossiformes; Osteoglossidae. Gene Ontology annotation, cellular component: mitochondrial matrix; nucleus. The transcript is spliced from 2 exons. Gene Ontology annotation, biological process: regulation of transcription by RNA polymerase II. Bases 1092 to 3017 code for a protein of 641 amino acids.
CCUGCAAGGAAACUGUCAAGAUGGCAGCGACGGCAAUGUAUGGGAAUGAGCCUUUCUGCCGUCGCGCUCCGUUUUAUCCCUCCGCCCCGAAGCGCGUUUUCGGUUUCCGCCGCCGCGCGUUCCGUAGCUCGUUCGUAACGCGAGAUCGACGCUUUUUUCGCGUGUAACUCGUUUACAUUUCUUCGCGUAGCCAGCGGCUGGAUGUCGGUGACCGCGUCGCAUCGUUGCAGCUGCAGCAGCCAGAAAGGGGGAGCGUUCGCAACCCGGUUCGUACAGCGGGAGGUAGCGGGCAGUAAACCAGUAACUAGUAUCUAGUCCGGAGCUGCGCUCAAAGAGUCCGCAGAGCGUGGAAGUGAUCAAAACGGGAGAGAUACAUGGAUAAAGGAUCGACGCAUGAGAGUGAUGAACGCUGGAGCGAUGCAUAAUAGUGGGAAACGUGCAAGUGAUGCAUGGAGAGGGCAGCGCAGGAGCGAUGCAUGAAUGAAGAAGAGUAAUACAUAAAAAGGUGGCCGCAGGAGGAGUGAUACAUAAAGGGGUGUCCAGCGCAGGAGUGAUACACAGUGGCCGAAUUGUAGCAGAACUGUCCCAUUGUUUGCAUAAAGUCAUGUGAUACUUCAUUGUAGCGUUCCGUUAAAUAUUUAAUUGUCGGAAGUGUGUUGAUGUUUUGGUUGUUGAUCCUACGUCGCAUAUUCCGAUUAUGGAAAUACAGUUAUGCGGAGGCUGGUUUCCUUUUCUUGAAAUGAGGAAAUAGUGCAUGAGGCUGGAGCUGAUGGCGGUCGAGUGCGGACCGCGGUUUGUAAGGUGGUUAAGGUACGGUGCUCAUCAGCGGAAUGAUGCAGGUCCUUUGCUGAUGAUCUGCGACUCCAGUUUAGAACACACAGCAUACUGACCUUUCACUAGAACUCGUGUAUUGCGCGUUUUAUUAUAUAUGUAUAUAUUGUGUGUGUGUGUUUAAUUCGAGAAGACAUAGCUGAUGCUCAUGAUUACUUAACUUUUCUUGCAAACGUGACCCUUUAAAGAGGUAAUACCAGAGGAACUUUGCCUCGAGUUGCUCGCGUGCUUUCUCAUGGACUUUCGGGUGUGCAGCGGGGAUGAGCGCAUAUGAGAAGAUGGCAGUCGCUCCAUCAACCGACCCCGUGUCCUCGGAGGACAUUGAAAUAGACCCGGAUUUCGAGCCCCAGAAAAGGCCCAGAUCGUGCACCUGGCCUUUACCCAGACCAGACUCGAGCGCGGCUAAGAACGAGCUGACCGACGCGGACAUCAUCCCCGAAGAAGCAGGCGACGAGGACGUGGGCAGCUGCGCGCCCUCGGACUCCAGCGUCCCGCUGUCAGAUCCGAGAGGUUCACCUGAAGUGCUCCUGGAUGGAGCGGAACCCGAGCCCGCGCGACCCUCCUCCGACCCCCGCGUUGCCGCGGGCGACGGCGCGAGCGAGGACGCCGCCACGGGGCUGCAACAGCAGAAGCAGCAGCAACCGCAGCAGCAGCAGCCGAGGAAGUCCUCGCGCCGGAACGCGUGGGGCAACCACUCGUACGCGGACCUCAUCACGGCCGCCAUCGAGAGCUCCCCCGAGAAGAGGCUCACCCUGUCCCAGAUCUACGACUGGAUGGUCCGCUGCGUGCCGUACUUCAAGGACAAAGGCGACAGCAACAGCUCGGCGGGAUGGAAGAAUUCCAUCAGACAUAACCUGUCUCUGCACAGCUGCUUCGUUCGGGUUCAGAAUGAGGGAGCAGGGAAGAGUUCCUGGUGGAUGAUCAAUGCUGAUGGUGGAAAAGGAGGCAAGGCUCCACGCCGGCGGGCUAUGUCCAUGGACAACUGCAACAAAUAUGUAAAAAACCGGGGUCGCACAGCCAAGAAGAAGGCUGGUGCUCUGGGUGCACGUGAGGGGAGCUUGGAUAGUUCCCCAGGUCUUGGCCUGUGGCCGGGGAGCCCCACCUCACGCAGUAGCGACGAGUUGGACUCCUGGACUGACUUCCGCUCAAGGACCAGCUCCAAUGCUAGCACCAUUAGUAGCCGCCUCUCACCUAUCCUGGCCAACCCUGAGCUGGAUGAGGUGUCUGAUGAUGUGCCCCUCUCCCCCAUGCUCUACUCCAGCCCUGGCAGUAUGUCCCCUUCCUUCGGCAACCCACGUUCCACAGAGCUACCCUACCUGUCUGACCUGACCGGUACCAUGAAUCUCAAUGAGGGCUUGUGUGACAGCCUCAUGGAUGACCUCUUGGACAACAUCGGCUUUACUCUUUCCCAGCAGAAGCCUAGGGGAGGUGGUGACAGCCUCUCGAUUGACUCAAAAAGCAGUGCACUGGGCUCCUCUCCUGGCAGCAGCUCCAGCUCUGGUGAUACGCGGUCACUUCCGGGUCUACGCCAGUCACCAAUGCAAACCAUCCAGGAGAACAGGGCAACAACCUUCUCCUGUGCUUCCAUGUUCGGCAGCCGGAAUCUGCAAGAUCUGCUAGGCUGUGAUUCCCUCAGCCACGGUGAUGUCAUGAUGACCCAGUCUGACCCGCUGAUGUCUCAAGCUGGCGCCCCUUCUGGCACCCAGGGCUUCCGUCGUGGUACUAUGCUACACAAUGACCCCAUGCUGUCCAACCACGGCUGUUCAGGUAGUCAGUCCAACCAGCCCCAGAGCUCCUUGAUGAUGGCGUGGCAAACUAACCUUUCCAACUCCUCUAAAGGGGGCCUUGACUUGACUAAUGAGGCAAACAACCUGAUCUCCGUCCGGCAGAAGCUCCAGUCUCCCAGUGACACGUCUAUGCAGCCUGGUUCCUCUGAGUCCUACCUGUAUCCAAUCUCCAAUGGGAGCCGUGACAAGUAUGCCAGUGACCUGGACGUGCUCAGCAGUGAUCUAGAGAGUGAUGUGGACUCAUUCAUCCACAAUGAACUGUUGGAUGCUGAUGGCCUGUCCUGCAGCUUGGACUUGAUCCCUUCUCAGAAUGUAGACAACUUCAAUGUAGACAACUUGUCCAAUGGUAAAAAGGCCUCAUCCCAAAACCGGGUACCAGGUUUAGAAGCAGGUCUCUGAAGAAGCAGAAAUUGGGCAUGAGGCUCACAAACUUUCUUUCUGUACUGUACUAUACAAGGUUAUGAAUUUGGUUGUAAAAUCUCGUGAAUGUAAAGAUGAAUAUGCUGGGAAGUUAAAAUGUAGAUAUGUGACGAUUUAGUAAAACACCCCCCCCACACCCCAUGAUAGGUUUCUUUUCUUUCAUUCUGUCAUUAAAA